Fonsecaea multimorphosa CBS 102226 is the source of this 756-nucleotide messenger RNA. Its product is annotated as pep2-like protein. Gene Ontology annotation, cellular component: membrane. The transcript has 4 exons. The coding region runs from base 1 to 756 and encodes 251 amino acids. The record is from RefSeq and is a predicted model, not a curated record. NCBI's taxonomy places the organism in Eukaryota, Fungi, Ascomycota, Eurotiomycetes, Chaetothyriales, Herpotrichiellaceae.
AUGAUGGUUGAUCUGCACUCUUUGCCGGUCGGUUCGAGGCCGGUUCACGCUAUUCGAAAUAACGGCUCAGACAGCCUGGCCCUGGAAAGAUACAAGCUCAGGGAACUGGCCGAAGGUUGGCCGAUGUACCGCGAUGCGUGCGAAUGGGAGAAUCUAACCGAGAUCUUCCAUCCUGACGCAUUCAUCUACACCACCUGGACUGGUCGGACGCAUCAUUUGGACUUCAUAUCAGCUUCCAAGAAGGGAAUGGAUUCCGGGGCGUUUAUUAUGCAUCGGUGCCACGGCAUUAGCACAGACAUUGACCCAAGCGCCAGCAGGGCAGUCACAAAGAUGAAAGCGACCAUCACCCAGCGGUUCGACCUGGACGGCAUUGAAGCCGACGCGGAGAGUGAUUGUCGGUUUUGCUUCUUUUGGCUAAAGGUCGAGAAUGAGUGGAAGGCGAAGUUUGCUUCUGAACUCCCGGCAUACAUCCUUGCGACGCUCACCUCGGUGGGCGGCGUGACGGGCUACGUGCGCACAGGCAGCGUCCCCAGCAUCGCGGCGGGCCUCACUGUUGGAAUCCUGUAUGGUCUCGGCGGCUACCGCAUUUCCAAGAAACAGCCCUACGGCGUCGAACUCGCGCUCCUGGCUUCCGUAUUGCUCGCGGGCAGCAGUAUCCCGCGCGCCAUCAAGACGGGGAAACCACUCCCAGCGGGGCUGGGCGUGUUGGCCGCAACAGGGCUGGUGAUUUAUGGGAGGGCGUUUCUUGCCAAAUGA